UUUCCUCAGUAACGAGAACCGCUGGAUCCGCUGCAUUUAGUGAGCUUUCUUGAUUUACCUAUCUUAACUAAGUGAAGGUAUUCGCAUUAGAUUUGGCUUCAGUGGCGUGUGAUGGAUGGAAAGCGCAGACCAUCCUGUCAGUAUGGAUCCCUGGAAUGCACGAAAUGGAAAACAGAUGUGGACCAAACAGAGGCAGAUGUGAUCUCAAUGGCGGACUCUACUAUAACAGUGGGGGACAUAGAGGGAGAACUCUGUAAGAUUGAACGGAUCAGAGACGUUUUGAUCAGGAGGGAAUCUGAGCUCAGAUACAUGAUGGAUGAUAUCCAGUUAUGUAAAGAAAUUACAAGACUGAAGAAAGAGCUUCAAAAGCUUUUGUCUAUUCCAGAUAAUGACAAGUCUAAUGAAGACAAACAGAAAGAGGAAGAUCUUCUGAAACAGAUUCAUACAUUAGUGGAGGCCAGAGACUUCCUGGUAGAUGACGUGGAGUUUGAGCGUCUCAGGGAACGGGAGGAGGACAAAGAGAUGGCUGAAUUUCUUAAGUCCAAACUACCAAAAAUCUCUCAACCCAAGAAUGCUGCUCGCAGUGGGAGGAGGCCGCCCAGAGCCCAGCAGAACUCUACUCCUUUUGUAACCAAGACAGGCCUCACUUUGCUGAAAGAGUGCUGUGGAUUCACCUGCUCUAUAAUGUAAUAGGCACACUUUCGGCAGUGGCAACAGGAACACAGUUCAUUUCUGGAGCCUUGGAUGAGGAUGACGUUUUAAUGACACCAGGAGACUCAAAGAAUAUGAUGUGAACCAACACUAGAGGUUUCUGAAAGACAAAGCUCUGAAGUUGUCUGUUAAGAAAUACAGUCUAUGCGUCACUCUUAUAUUUUUUAGCAUUUUUUCUUAUUUUCCCGCACGCAUUUGCUCUUUCUACGUAACUACUCUCAUUUUUUCUUUGAAAAAUCCUGUUUCAUUGUAUUACAGAGAACAUGUUGUGCCCUCUCAAGGGUUCUGCUGUCAGCAGCUCAGCUGGUUUGCUGUCAUUCCCUACUCUUAUCUUUUCUCUCAUGAUACAUUGCUACAGCACUGCAGUUGUUUUGACUUCAUCAUCCAUAAAUGCUCAAGUUUCAGUAAAGAUUCUGUUUAGACUGCUGAUUCUUAGC
Messenger RNA from Sinocyclocheilus rhinocerous, 1148 nucleotides. RefSeq lists its product as uncharacterized. Bases 112 to 690 code for a protein of 192 amino acids. The record is from RefSeq and is a predicted model, not a curated record. The transcript is spliced from 6 exons. Lineage: Eukaryota; Metazoa; Chordata; Actinopteri; Cypriniformes; Cyprinidae.